Sceloporus undulatus (fence lizard) is the source of this 3621-nucleotide messenger RNA. RefSeq names its product LON peptidase N-terminal domain and ring finger 1 (gene LONRF1). Bases 292 to 2496 code for a protein of 734 amino acids. The record is from RefSeq and is a predicted model, not a curated record. Gene Ontology annotation, molecular function: metal ion binding; protein binding. The transcript is spliced from 12 exons. Lineage: Eukaryota; Metazoa; Chordata; Lepidosauria; Squamata; Phrynosomatidae.
UCCCUUGCGCGCGCCCGUUCGCUUAUCCAACGUCGGAGGAGAGAGAGUGGGCGGGGCUUUCCCCAACUGUUGCCCCGCCCACUCCCCGCGCGUUCUCGUUCGCUUAUUCAACAUCUGAGGGAAGAAGUUGCCACUGACAGAACUGCGCAUGCGCAUUGGGGUCAAGAGCUCCGGCGGCGGCUGAAGACAAGAAAAAGAAUAAACAGAGAGAGAAAGAGACGGUUGUGGAGGCCACGCCCCCUUCCUCCUCCUCUUCCUCAGUCGUUUCUCGAGACUGAGGAGAAGGGGAGCAUGGCGUCUCCGUCGGCGGCGGCUGCCCCGGAGCCUGGCUGUAACAGUAACAAUAACCACCUCCAGUCUGAGCAGGAGCGUCUCCUUCGGCGCGGGGAGCUCUUGGCGCUGGGCAACCACCUGAAAGAAGCGCUGGAGGCGUACUCGGCGGCGCUGCGCCUCGGACCUCCUCCCAGCUCCCGCCGCCGCCUCCUCAGCACUCUGGCGGACUGCCUCGUCCUCCACUACCGGCUCCGGCAGCAGAAGGAGGGCGAAGAGGAACCCUCGCCGCCAGCCCUGGAGGAAGACGAGGAGGGGCCGCUCUUCCGCUGCCCGGGCUGCCGGGGCUUCCUGGGCGAGCCGGUGACGGGGCCGUGCGGGCAUAGCUACUGCCGGCGCUGCCUCCGAGAGGAGCUCCGAGCCCGGUGCCGCCGCUGCGGGGAGGCUUUGGGCGCCCCUUCCUCCUCCUCGGCCUCGGUCACCGUGGUCCUGGGCCACCUGGCGGAGAAGUGGUUCCCUGCGGAGUGCGAGAGGGCGCGGAGGUGGAGGCGCCUCGGGGAGCUGCUCGGGCAAGGGCAGCCCCGGCAGGCCCUGGAAGCCGCACGGAGGGCCCUCCGCGAGGAUCCUAAUGACUUGAUGUUACAAGUUUAUAGAGCUGAAUCCUAUGCUGGUCUCCAAGAUCUUAAAUCUGCCGUAGAUGACCUGAAUGCUGUUACUGCUAAAAUGCCAAAUUGGGCAGAGGCCUAUUACAGAAGAGCAAAAAUACUCCAUAAUGCUGGGUCUGUAGAUGAUGCCUUACAGCUGUUUCUUCACUGCUUAGCACUUGAUGAAGGAUUUCUUCCAGCAAAGCUAGAAGUGGAGAAGAUGCUGUUUGACUUAUUGUCACCAGAAAAUGUGCAAAAGAGUCUGAAGGAAUCUACUUUGAAUUCUUCACAUGUUCGAAAUAAACAGUUCAUACAGGAUUCUGAAUCUGAAACUGAAGAGUCUUAUGAUAAUUUACAGCAGACUUCAGUGACAGAUUUAGAAGUGCCAGAGGUAACAUCAGAAACUGUUGGAGGAAGUUUGCACCGUGCACAGUCUACCCAUUCUCUUAACUCCACUAGAAAAAUGGCCAAAGAAGAUGGAUUAAAAAGGGUUUCUUCUGAACCUCUGCUUUCAAGCCAAGAGAAAGGUGCUUUAUUAAAAAGGAAGUUGUCUCUCUCAGAACAAGAUUUCACUGUUUGUGAAGAUGGCAGGAAUAAGCAUAAAAAACAAGGGGAAAGUACUAAAAGGGAUGCUGCCUUUUCAUUCAGCUAUGAAGCAAUUCCAGAGGACUUGGUUGAUGUGUCAGACUUUGAGUGUUCACUGUGUAUGAGGCUCUUCUUUCAUCCUGUGACAACACCAUGUGGCCAUACUUUCUGUAGGAAUUGUUUAGAACGUUGCUUAGACUAUGCUCCUCAGUGCCCUCUCUGUAAAGAAAGCUUAAAAGAGUAUCUGGCAAGUAGGAAAUAUAGCAUUACACAUUUGGUGCAAGAACUAAUAGUAAAGUAUAUGCCUGCUGAAUUAUCUGAGAGAAAAAGAAUUAAUGAUGAAGAAAUAUCUGAACAUGCAAGUUUGACCAAGAAUGUUCCAGUCUUUGUUUGCACUAUGGCCUACCCAACUGUGCCUUGUCCCCUUCAUGUGUUUGAACCAAGGUAUCGUCUGAUGAUUCGAAGAAGUAUUGAAACAGGGACAAAACAAUUUGGGAUGUGCGUUAGUGACCCCCAAAAUGGCUUUGCAGAUUAUGGCUGCAUGCUGUACAUUAGAAAUCUUGACUAUCUGCCAGAUGGACGAUCUGUUGUAGAUACAGUUGGAGUAAAAAGAUUCAAAGUACUUCGAAGAGGGAUGAAAGAUGGCUACUGCACUGCAGACAUCGAGUAUUUAGAAGAUGUAAAGGUUGAAGAUGAAGGUGAGAUGAAGAAACUUGGAGAGCUUCAUGAUAUUGUAUACAACCAGGCUUGCAGCUGGUUCCAAAGUUUAAGAAACAAAUUCCGUAGUCAAAUACUUCAGCACUUUGGUCCAAUGCCUGAGAGGGAAGUAAACAUCCAGGAGAUGGCUAAUGGACCUGCUUGGUGUUGGUGGCUUCUGGCUGUACUUCCUGUAGAUCCUAGAUAUCAGCUUACAGUUCUCUCUAUGAAAUCUUUGAAAGAACGUCUGGUAAAAAUUCAAGACAUACUGACAUACUUCUCUAGAGAUCAGUCCAAAUGACUAACUGCCUGGACAUUACUGAAACAUUACCCUUUUCUAUCUGUAACUGCAGUCGGGUUUUUUGCAGCAUUUGCACUUUCAGCGCUGGUUUGAGAACUUAUCAAAACUGCUUUUCCUAUUUUCCUGUAUGAAUACUUCAUCACAUGGAUACCUUCAGUGUGAAGGAUACCACUAAAAUUUGCACACAGAAAAAUCAAUCCAGCAACAAUGUGGAAAUUUCUACUUUAUUUGCACUAUAUACAAGUGAGAAUGUAUCAUCCUAAGAUUUCAGUAUUUCCACUUUACAGCUUAAAAAUAGUGGAAAAUAUAGAAUCUAAAUGCUCAGUCCAAGUUUACAAUAUUAAGGAUGCAUUCAAAAUCUUGCUAAUCAGAACUUGCCUCAGAUGCAACCCUGUUGCUAUUUGCACAAGUAUUUAAAAUGUAGUAUUGGAUGUUGCUGUAGCAAACUUCUGUUUUGUGAGUGUCUUACUCUAAAUAAUGGCACAAGAUAUUUUCUUGCAUACUUCAUGAUAAAAAUGAUUGUAUGAAUUUAGAGCCAUGUUAAAGAACAACAAAGAUCUUUCAUUCAAAAAGCUAUUAAAACUGUGAACAUGUUGCCUAUAGCUGUGCAUUGAGAAACUGGUGUUGGACACAUGACAACAGCAUGUUGAUCGGAGUACAUAAAAGAAUUUCUCCAGUACACAAUAAAAUAACAAAGAUGGCUUAUAAUGUACUAAGCGUUGAAUACACCAGUGAUUCCUAAACUUUUGUGCAUACUGCCUAGACUCAAAUUUGCAAAUAUAUUUGCAUACUGUUUCUCAUAGCUCUAUGAAUCAGCUGUGGCUUACCAUACCCUUGCAGAACUCUAAUGUGAGAGUUUGGGAACUACUGAAACUCUAGUACAAAAGUCCUACCAGUUAUUGAAAAGGUCUGAAAGCAUUUGGUGCAAAUAGGACUUCCAUGCCUUAUUCAUAUCAAUAUUAUACUGCAAUGCAAAGGUUAGCACUCUGCUUGCCAAUAGGUACUUUUGUAGUUUUCAGUUUGUGUCCGUCUUGUAUGUGAAUCAUUUUGUAAAAUAUUUCUUUAAAAAUCUUGCUUUUGCUAAUAUUUAAUUUUCAAUAAACCUAAAGCUUAUAUAUUUUUAAA